AUGGUAUUUUCAACACUAUCAGCUUUGUAUGGAGGUUAUAAAGCUAUUGACGGUUUAACUGGUGGAGCUGUAUCAAAAGCUUUAAAAAAUAAUGCUGGAAUGCUUGUGGGAGCUGCUGCCAGAAAAUUAAAAUCUGAAAAGUUAAAGAAAUUAGGUAACUGGGUUGCUGACCAGUCGCAAAACCUUUUAGGUGAAGAUAAUGAAAUAUCUAAGCAGCUAAAAGAUUUUAAAGGUCAGUUGA
Trichomonas vaginalis G3 is the source of this 241-nucleotide messenger RNA. RefSeq names its product protein of unknown function, DUF4107 family. The annotation marks the transcript as partial. NCBI's taxonomy places the organism in Eukaryota, Parabasalia, Trichomonadida, Trichomonadidae. The record is from RefSeq and is a predicted model, not a curated record. The transcript has a single exon.